Giardia duodenalis is the source of this 423-nucleotide messenger RNA. RefSeq names its product Cornichon protein. Gene Ontology annotation, biological process: vesicle-mediated transport. The transcript has a single exon. Bases 1 to 423 code for a protein of 140 amino acids. The record is from RefSeq and is a predicted model, not a curated record. Lineage: Eukaryota; Fornicata; Diplomonadida; Hexamitidae.
AUGAGCUGCUGGAGUAGGUUUGUCUUUUACGUGAUUAUGAUACUCCUUACGACAGGGAUGAUCAUUGUGACCACUAUAAUCAACUCCCUCCAUUAUGACAUGAAAUACAAGUCUAGAGACAUUUUCCAGCACAACAGACGGGUGAACCUCCUGGUAAAGUUCGACAUAGCAGCUCCCGUUGUAUUCUUCGUGGUUUCUAUCUUUUACAGGCAGGUGAUAUUACCGAUACUCUGUUUACCUUUCAUAGGGACGACAAUAGUGCUGUACAAGGAGAAUCGCCUCUUCUUUACACCCAACAACCUGCAGAACAGGUUGAAGUUCGAUGAAAAGUACUCCCUAGUGAAAAUGCUCAUGUACAGCGGUUUGUUCGUUUACCUGGUCAUCCGGGGCGCUGUUCAGCUGGGUAUCUGCCUGUCCUCGUGA